UGAGGACUUACGUCAUCAACCCGCGCCGACAAGGAGUCGACGAGCAAGCGGCGUCUUCUGAAGACUCAGGCUGCUGCCUCAGCGUCUGUUCUUCUGAGUGAAGGACUUUUGUUUGGCUUUAAUGAUCCCACAAAAGCUUAAACCACCAGUGUCGAAAUUUGUCCAUUGUUCAACACAGCGGUCACAGACAAUGCUGCCUGGAACCACUGAAUAAGUGGUGUGAGAAUGAGCAGUCCCAUGGCUGUCUCUGCUGGUUCCAGCUCUAAAGACCGCCCAGUGUCCAGAACCAGCUUCAUCCCAGAGUUGCAGAGCAUGAUGUUUGCUCUGGGAGACGCUCGCAGGCCUCUGCACGAGACGGCAGCUCUGGUGGAGGACAUUGUGCACACGCAGCUCAUUACGAUGCUGCAUCAGGCCUGUGAGGGCGCAGCUCUUCGAGGUUCAAGGGUUAUUUCAGCCGAGGACAUCCUGUUCCUGAUGAGGAGAGACAAAAGGAAGAUGGUGAGGUUAUUGAAAUAUCUCCAGUUUAGAGAUUAUAAAUCCAAACUCCUCAAAUCUCUGGAGGAUGAAGACACAAUUCAGGAUUCAGGUGCUGUAGCUGGUGGUAACCAGCGGAGGCAGCGAUUGGCCCAGGACUUCCUCGCUUGGAUGGAUCAGACGGGCGAGCUGCUAUCAUUAGCCGAGCGACAGGAAGUCGACCCCAUCAAACAGGAGAGGAUGGAGCGUUUAGAACGCCAGACUCGGGCUAUGGACCCGGCUCAGUACUCGGAGUUCUGUGAGAGUCGACAGCUUAGCUUUGCAAAGAAAGCCUCGAAGUUUCGGGACUGGUUGGACUGCAGCAGCUUGGAGCUGAAACCCAACAGCAUCGCCAUGGAGAUCCUGUCGUACUUGGCCUAUGAGACAGUUGCCCAGAUUGUGGACUUGUCUCUGCUGGUAAAACAGGAAAUGACGGCCAAGAGUAAUCCCAUCAGUCACGUGAUCUCUGCCAGCUACAUCCACUACAACACACACACUGAGGUAAAGAAGGAUCCAGACUCACCUGAGGCCACGCCCCCGUCCACCCCAGGUUCCUCACACUCUUCAAAGCACCCCCUGCAGGGCAACGGCAGUUUAGACGGCCGAGCGAGACAGAGGAAGCGCAAAAAGAGCUCUCCAGUGACAGUGGAGCCGCACAGUGGAGCGAUCCAGCCCUGUCACAUCAGAGAGGCCAUGCGGAGGUUCAACUACAGGCAGACAAGUGGGUACGGGAGGAGUGGAAUGGCCUUCCUCACCUGCUGACAGUCACAGAACUACACAUGGAAACGAUGUCAUUGAUCAAAAGAAACUUUAUUGGUCACUAAUACAGAAAAACAAGUGAUUACUGAGAAUGUUCCAAACUCAGAUUGACAUCAUAGCAGGGGCUAGAAAUUACAGCGGAAACUGAAAAUGACACGGUGACAAAACUCAUUUGUUUUUGGGAGCGAAUGUUUGACUGUUGCUCAGUAUUUUUGGACAGUAUUGAUCAGCAGCUCUCGCUCCAUCAGCAGCUCACCGUACCUCUGCUGGAGUUCUCGCUCUCGCUCCGUCUGCCUCUCCACGUCCUCCCGCAAAGCCUAAAACACAAACACGCGCGCUGUUUAGCACAAAUCUGCACCAUUUGUACUGCUGUAAUCUACUUUAUAAAUGAAUUAUUUUUCUUACAUGUAAUAGUUACUUUGUAAAUAAAUGCUGCCAACUAUAAGCAAAUAAAAUGUUUAAAAAGGU
Molecule: messenger RNA, 1740 nt
Organism: Betta splendens (Siamese fighting fish)
Lineage: Eukaryota; Metazoa; Chordata; Actinopteri; Anabantiformes; Osphronemidae
Gene: supt3h
Product: SPT3 homolog, SAGA and STAGA complex component
Exons: 14
Coding region: 226-1275 (349 amino acids)
Biological process (GO): transcription by RNA polymerase II
Molecular function (GO): transcription coactivator activity; protein heterodimerization activity
Source: RefSeq, a predicted model, not a curated record